GGGCAGACAGCAGGCCCGGGUUUAUGCGGUUGAUCAGGCAGAGGCAGCACAGCAGCCAGGUACUAUGUCAGGGAUGGUUGUGCUUAAUGAUAUUCCUGUUUUCGCUUUGUUCGAUACUGGAGCAACACAUUCAUUCAUUUCACGACGAUGUCUUGAUGCCAUCGAAGUUCAUGCCGUUACCGCUGUCGAUCCUCUUGAGGUGAGUUUAGCCUCGGGACGAAAGAUAGUGACCUCAGCUAAAGCCUCAGAUCUUAGCCUUUCCAUCGGUGGCCGAGUAUUGUCUACCGACGCGUUUAUUCUCGAGAUGAGGGAUUUUGACCUUAUUCUCGGAAUGGAUUGGCUAUCCUCCUAUCAUGCAGACAUCAGGUGUCAUGACCGGGAGAUCACUCACUAUCUUUCGGGAGACGAGUCGAUCACCUUUUUCGGUUCCAGGAAUCGUUCACUGCCUCAUGUUGUUUCGAUGGCGAAAGCCACUAAGCUACUGCGACGAGGCAACUGCCAGGGUUAUCUGGUGAGCCUUGUCGACGAAUCUCAGAAAGCACGCUCACCUCAUGAUGUUCCAAUUGUUUGCGAGUUCGUGGACGUGUUCCCAGACGAGCUUCCAGGAGGACCGCCUAACCGGCAGGUGGAGUUCUCUAUCGAUCUUAUUCCAGGGGCCGGUCCAGUAUCCAAAGCCCCGUAUCGUAUGGAGCCUAAGGAGUUGCAGGAGCUUAAGGCGCAGAUUCAGGAGCUUUUACGACUCGGUUUCAUCCG
Striga hermonthica is the source of this 753-nucleotide messenger RNA. The record is from the annotation of a GenBank genome assembly. NCBI's taxonomy places the organism in Eukaryota, Viridiplantae, Streptophyta, Magnoliopsida, Lamiales, Orobanchaceae.